GCUCCCACAAAUCUCUCCACCGGCUCAGCGGAGGAGGACAGGACGCUCCGGAGCUGCACGCGCACAAUGGACUAAAACUCCCGGAGAGAGAUCAACACUAUCAGCUGGACCCCGACACAAACAAGAGACUUCCUUUGAGUGCCUUUCUUCAGUCUCUGGACAUUCAGCUCCCGUCACAUCCCCAGGCAUGAUUCAGAGGAAGGAGGUGGUGCUGUCUGUGCUGGGGGAGCUCCAGGAGGCCACAGAGAGCUCCGGCCUGGAUGCUCUGACCAGAGUGGCCCUGGAGGUGGAUCGGGUCCUCGCUCCCUUUCAGCUGCCCGAGAGCCCCUGUCGUGAUUUCCCUGAGUGGGUGGGUGUGGAUGACACGGCUCAUGGCCUGUACCCACCUGAUGCACCCGUGGGCCUCCUGCCUCUGAACUGUAAGGGAGAAGGCAACCUGCUGUUUGAUGCCGUCAGCAUGCUGCUUGUGGGCAACACUGGACUCAGCUUGGAGCUACAGGUACGGACAGUUUUGGAGAUGGUGCUGUGGAAGAGAUACUACCUGUCUGGGAUGAUCGAUUCCAAAAUGAUGCUUCAGGCUGUUCGCUUCAGCCUCUGCGCCGAAGAGUCUGAGGACAUGCUCAACCUGCCUGUUACAGUCUUGGAGGCCAUCUUUGACGCAGAUGUCAAAGCGUCCUGCUUCCCGGGCUCCUACGCCAACAUGUGGCACGUGUACGCGCUGUCAUCAGUCCUGAUGUUUAACAUCUACUCCAUCUACCCCAUGUUCAACCACAAGAUCCGACCCUAUUUCAACCGCGUCAUACGUCCAAGGACCUGGCCGAAAGACUGUGAGCCACUAACCCUGCACAUCAUGUGGUCUGGCGCGAUGCAGUCCGAGUCCUUGUUCAGGCCGAACCACUUUGUGGCGCUAGCCCAGAGGAGCGACCUCACGUUUGGGAGCCCUGACAGCGAGCAGAGGGCGUCGCCGACCAAGAGCGAGGAGCUGCUGAACCAGGACUUGCAGCUUUCUUACGCAGGCCUGAAGGGAAAGUACAACAUCACCAAGAGAACCUUCUACCGCUGGAAGAGGCAGACGCAGGAACACUGCAAAAAGUCUGCAGCCAGGUACGAGGCAAAGUAUUUCCUGCAGGCCUGCUACUUGGAAGGGAAGCUCAUCCCUCUGCACCAGUUCAAAGAGUUUUUCCCUGAGAUCUCAAGGUCGUCGUACUACAACUGGAAGCACGAGCUCCUGAAAUCCGGAGGAAACUUCUCCACCUCGUCGUCAACCGGAGAGAUAAGUCCUGGAGAGAGCACGGAACAGGAAGCCUGGUCUUCACCUGAAGCGAAACAGGAUGAGCCGGAGCACCACGACAGCGUGGCCAGUAUGUUUGGCCUCAGCCUCGGCAAGCUGGAUCUGGAGCGGGCCCAAAACGUAGCUCACAUGCAGGAAGCUAAGCGCUGUCUGCAGAAUUGCAUCACCAUGAAUGCCUCCCUCCCCUUCAGGGUCUUCAAAAGAAACUUCCCAGGGAUCUCCAGAUCGACCUACUACAACUGGAGGAGAGAAGCUUUGAUGUUCAACCGCGGUUACAAAGGGAGCGUCGGCAGCAGCGAGGACAGCUCAGACGCCGACAAGAGCAACAGUCCCAAAAGUCUGUCGCCAGUCCUGCCUAACACCAACCAGUUGUUUGCACCUAGAGCGAGAAUCUGCAGGCGGAAACACAAAAGUUUCAGGCGGGCCUACAUGAGUAAAAAACAGCUCAGAGAUGUCGCAAAGCUGCACAUCCAAAAGUCCAAAUGGUCCCUGACCAAGUUCAGGCUCAAGUUCCCAUCCAUGUCCCCUUGUUUCUACUGGCUGUGGCGCAGCACUCAGAACCGCAAGAAGAAGAUGCUUGUGUCCAGCGCAGUGAUAAACCUCCCACAGAGUCUGGAGAACGCAGCAACAGAAAACAAGGUCACGGAGAGGAGUGUUGAAAGUAGUCAGCACGUGCAUCCGUUUGUUGAGAAUCCUAAAUAUCUCCAAACUUCCCCCAUGCCCUCCUUUGAUGCCCCACUUUCAAAGCACGCCCUUCACCACAAGGCACCCAUAGACGAGCGGAUGUUUGCGAUGGAUGUUGUGGCUCUGGCCAACUUCAAGGCCAAGGCCAAGCUGUUCCUGCAGCAGCGCUUCGAGGAGAAAUCAUUCCCCACAUUUAAAGAAUUCAGGUCUUACUUCCCCUUCACCCCUCGCUCCACAUACUACAUGUGGAAGCGAGCCUUGCAUCACGGGGUGUCACUGGUUCAUGGGUGACUAAACAAAGGGCUUUCUGACGCAGCACGGGAGCUCUGUUGAAGAACUUCUGGGCCCCGAACGCCUCACAUCUCUCCUUCUGUGCAUUUUACUUCAAACAUACUACCUACACUAUUUGACCUCAUGUUCCAAAGACUGUGACGUACUCUUGCUUAGCAUCUAAAUGGUUUGUGUCCCCCCUCUGCCCCACCACCACAGCUCAUUCCUCCCUCCUGGACAUUUGCACGUGUGUGAAAAGACACUGAGCCGUGGGCCCGUUUAAACCCUGCAUGUUGCCCUGCAGGCAGAAGGCAGUUCAAAGCUGUUGUUUGGUGGCUUUCUGUUUGAAGCCGAUUCUCCUCCAUUCUCCUUUUAAUCCUUGCUAAGCAUUGUACCCGGGGUCCUUUAUUUUUUCACUUUUCAUUGUAGUAAGAUUCUUAUGCCUUAAAUGUAUGUUUUUUGUUGUUGAUGCUUGAUAUUAAUCCGGGAGAAUCCUGGUGUUUUUCUUUUUUUAAUUCUUUGAAUGUAAAGAGCAGCUGGGAUUUGUUUUCAGAGAUGAGUUUACUCCCUCUCGUUCAAACAUCCUCUGCAAACAGGCUUCCAGUCAUUUUUUCCUUUUCGAUUAUUGAAUGUAAACACACUUUAUGCACCAAAGUUUUCGGUAGUUUUGUCGAGGUUUACUACUACUUCAAAAAUACCUCCUUUUCUACUGGUGAUGACCAUGAUAUUAACUGUGAGUUUUCUCACACUCACACUGUAUUUGCACUAAAAUAGUUCCCAUUACACUGUUGAAUGUCUUAACCAUCGUGCACCCUUUGGUUAGGUUUCAGUGCUAUCUAGAAAUGUUUACAGGGUUUCUUUACAUGGAAACUGAAUAUAAAUGAAGAUGUUUUAUUUUUGUACAAUCUUUCACUCCAGAGCUACCUACUGCCUCGGUAUCGAUAUCUGUCUUGAUAAGCUACGUUUGUCUGCUGCUGUUCAUUAAAUGAAGUUUGACCUCUCUUCAGUGUGUUCGCAGAGCUGCUGCUGUAACCACCCGAAACAAUAGAUCUUGGUUUACAUCUGUACUUCCUGUAUUUAUUUUUAUUUUUCAUUACACGUCCGUUCAUACUGGCAGCCUGCAUUAUAAUCAGUUUGUAGGUCAAGAAAUCUGUUCAAUAAACCGUCGU
Epinephelus moara (kelp grouper) is the source of this 3414-nucleotide messenger RNA. RefSeq names its product vertebrae development associated (gene vrtn). The coding region runs from base 188 to 2266 and encodes 692 amino acids. NCBI's taxonomy places the organism in Eukaryota, Metazoa, Chordata, Actinopteri, Perciformes, Serranidae. The record is from RefSeq and is a predicted model, not a curated record. Gene Ontology annotation, cellular component: chromatin. The transcript has 3 exons. Gene Ontology annotation, biological process: regulation of transcription by RNA polymerase II.